Molecule: messenger RNA, 2676 nt
Organism: Pocillopora meandrina
Lineage: Eukaryota; Metazoa; Cnidaria; Anthozoa; Scleractinia; Pocilloporidae
Source: the annotation of a GenBank genome assembly
AUGGGGCCCUCAACAGUCAAGGUUGACUGUAGAAUGCGCACAGAAACUAUCAACCUCUACAUGAUCUGCUUGUGUGACCCAGGGGCAGGAAAGUCACCUGCCUUUCACCAUGGCUGUGCACAGCCGAUAAGGUUGCAUGUAGAGGCAAAGGAGGAUAACCCUUUAUUUUUUGACGAAUUUACUGAAGCUGGGCUAUUUCGUCAAUUGAAGUCAACACCUGGCCAUAAAGCUAUCAUUGGCAAGGAAGAGGCAUCACAGUUUUUUGACCAGCUACUUGGUGCUUCCAGGGAAAAGAGCCGCAUAGACAUGGAACGGAUGAUCCAGUUAUAUGAUGGAAGUACAUGGGUAUAUACACGGGCAGACAAGUCAGCACGUCAAGUCAUUGACAGUCCAGGAGUGUCAGUGAGUGGCUACAGUCAACCCAACCGCUUCUUUCCAAUUUAUGUCAAACUAAAGGAAAGGCAGGAUGGUGCAGUGGACAGAAUUCUCAUGUACCAGCCUUUGCCACAUCGUCUGGCAGCACAUGAAACUAAAGAGUAUAUCACCAAACUGAAUAAUUCGAAACUGAAAGAUCUCAGGUAAUAUUUUGUUUAUGGCAAGUUUUAAACACAGGUUGAUGAAACCUGAAUGUUUUGGAUCCAUAUAAGUAUGUGUACAGUACAGAAACUUUUUUUAAAAAAAAAUGAACACUACAACAGCUUAACAGGAAUAGACAAAUUGUAUAAUGCUUUAUAGUUUCAGGUUAUUCUGGGAAAAUAGGCAUGAGUCAUAUUGUCUCUAACAAUGUCAAGGUGAUUGCUCUGAAAGCUGACAAGAGUUAAUUUACAUGUAUUCAUUCAUGGCCCAAUUUGAAUACCCAGAGCGAUUCCAUUAGGGCCAAACUCUUUGUUUAACUUUUAACACUUUGUAAUUUAUUCACCGCUUCAUUAUAUAUAUACUCGAUUUUAUUAUUUUAGUUUACUUGAUAAUGACGUUCUGGAAACGUCGAAACGUCGUGUUAUGCUUUAUAAUAUUUUAUCGCAGAUUUUUAUUGUCAAAUGCUUUACCAAAUCUUUACUUAUUCGAAUUCAUUCAUGGGAGUACAAAAAAUGUGAGAAAUUAAUAAAGUUUAAGGUAAUAAUUGUUUUUAAUCUUGAAGUCAAUGUUUUUAUAUUUCAGAGCUGUCUAUUCUGCCAUAUAUGAGUUCUCUCAUUCUGAAAAUGGCCUUGUAACGUACUCCCUAGACCAGGGUGGUAACAGAAAGUACGAGGAAUUUAUAGAUGGCAUCUCUGCAUCCCUUAAUAGUCAGUGGGCGAGAAACAUCUGCCCAGAAGAUGUUUCAAAAGAUGACAGGCAUGUGCUGAGGCUGGCAGCUGUUCUCCAUGUGUUAUACGACCAGCUGACAAAAUUUCUCCAAGAAGAAGAGAAAUCACCGCCACCACAAGUCAUCAGCUCAUUAACUAUUCAGAGGAGUAUAACACUGUGCCAGUAUUUUACAGCACAGAGGAGAAUCCUUGACCAGGUGAGUGGUUGUUCAAUAAUAAAGCAACUGGUAAAACAAGUGUGACUAUUUCUUGGAGAAACAAAUUAACAGAGGGCAUAGCCAUGGAACCAUAAACAUGAAAUUUGAAAAAUACAAGCCUAGGAAACCAGGCCGUGUAUUGCUUUUCUGUUUUUAUUUCCUUUUUAUUCCAGUUCAUUUUUAUUGAUGAAUACCUUGGUUUAUGUAUAAAUCACAAAAUCAAGAUUAAAUGCUUGAAUCAUGAAUUUUAAUAUCCUUUUUUCAUAUUUGCCUAUUGGAUAUGCAAAAAUAAAACCCUCACGAAAUACUAUCUUACCAAAGUAUAAAAAUUAAGUACCAAUAAGGUACACAAAAAAACCAGAGCGCCCAAACCGGCAUGUCUACAGUUUGUCGCCACAACAUUGAUAAGUGUUGAGCCAAAUUCUUUACCUGCAAAUUUAAGUCUGAUUAACUGCUUGAUAACAGAUCAUUAUUUUUACUGAACCUCGACAUCUGAUGACUGAUGCUAGAAAUGGUUCGACAAACAUUGUCCAUCAGAAUUUCUACAAAUUAAAAAAAUAAUCAAUAAAUAUUCAUCCUGAAAGAUUACUUACAGCUGUUCAUAUACUUAGAAAAGGAACAACAACUAAUAAAGAACUUGAUGUUUUCAUAACACAAUAGCAUCAAUCCUUCAAAAUUCCUUGAUGAACAGCUUAUCAGGAAUCAUCAUUUUCAGAUGCAGUACUUGUUACUGGAUUACUAAAAAGGUGUUUCAUGUUUUGCAGCUUGUGAAGUGCAAUACAGAGAAUGCCUCAAGUGACCACUAUGAACGGCAGAGGCGCAUCCUGCUAUGUAAAGGGCCUUUUGUGUCUACGCUGGCCCAGCGCAAUUUUAGUGGGAACGCGAGGCCAUCUGCUGAGGUUCUAAGUGGCACAAUGGAAAAUCUGGCAACAGAUGGAUUUGGCACUGUCUUAUCCGUCGACAGAAGCACCGUCUUCUACAAGAAGCUCCCGGCAGAUAUAAAUGAUGAAGACUUGGCCACAUAUGAGGUGACUAGGAAAAAAUACCUCCAAGCCUUUAAUGAGCGGGCAGACAAAUCCAUAAUUACAAAGUACCUAUUUAACAAAUUUCUCAACCAGUCACCACAUAAAGACCGCUUAAAGAAUGAGCACGAUAUCACACCAGAGGACAACUAG